Molecule: messenger RNA, 846 nt
Organism: Archocentrus centrarchus (flier cichlid)
Lineage: Eukaryota; Metazoa; Chordata; Actinopteri; Cichliformes; Cichlidae
Product: claudin-20-like
Exons: 1
Coding region: 13-846 (277 amino acids)
Cellular component (GO): membrane; bicellular tight junction
Molecular function (GO): structural molecule activity
Source: RefSeq, a predicted model, not a curated record
GGGGGCUGAGCCAUGCUGUCCGCCGCUGUUCAAAUCCUGGCGUUCGCCCUGGCACUCCUGGGUGUCCUCGGUGCCACCGUGGCCACUUUGAUGCCCAACUGGAAGGUGAGCAUCAACGUGUGGACCAGCAUCAUGACCCCAAUCUCGCAGAUGCAGGGUCUGUGGAUGGACUGUGUGUGGUACAGCUCUGGCGUCUUCAGCUGCACCAUGAAGAACUCGGUGCUGUCGCUGCCGCCGCACCUGCAGGCUAUGCGGGCCGGCAUGGUCCUGUCCUGCAUAGUUGCAUUGUUUGGACUUUGUCUCGCCACGUUGGGGCUCAAAUGUACCCGCUGGGGGGGCAGCCACCGAGCAAAGGGGCACACAGCAAUUACUGCAGGGGGCUGCUUCAUCCUGGCCAGCCUCCUCUGCCUCGUCCCCGCGUCCUGGUUCACCAACGAAGUCAUCACCGCCUUCCUGACCACAGACCUGCCGGACAGCAGUAAAUAUCAACCCGGUGGAGCUCUGUGUGUGACGUUUAUCUCUGCUGGAUUCCUCCUGGCUGGGGGGGUCAUUUUCUGUUUGUCGUGUCCUGGAAAAAGAACAAGACGACCAGAUCGCGCUUCCCCCGCCGAUCCUGACAGAUUUGCGUUGUACUCAGAUGAGCAGAGGAGGCGGGGGCUGCAAGCGGAGCACAAGCAGCCGAAAAACAGAAACAAAACAGUCCAGCUGCAGAUGGACAGGGUGAAGCAGGAGAAAGCUCUGCAGGAGAAACCAACGCUGGAUCAGGAGCAGAAGCGCCACUCGUCUCCAUCCAAACUCCCUCAAAAAGACAUCAAGGACAGCUACAGCCUCCAGGAGUACGUUUAA